This is a messenger RNA of Pungitius pungitius (ninespine stickleback), 2776 nucleotides long. RefSeq lists its product as uncharacterized. Lineage: Eukaryota; Metazoa; Chordata; Actinopteri; Perciformes; Gasterosteidae. Bases 350 to 2287 code for a protein of 645 amino acids. The record is from RefSeq and is a predicted model, not a curated record. Gene Ontology annotation, molecular function: guanyl-nucleotide exchange factor activity. The transcript has 15 exons.
GUUUGUGUGGUCAUAGAGCUGCUCACUGAGUGUCAUGCGGGACAUCUGCUGUCCCCACAGAGCAGCGAGACACCACACACGCGUCUCCAAACACAGCGAAUGAGUGGAACCAAGUUUCUCCUCAGAAAAGGAAAUACUGGAAAUUUGAAGUCUGGAUUCACAGUCUGGAAACUGGAUCUUUUCAGAUAUCCGACUGCGCAACAUCAAAGAGCUGUAACUGAGUGCCUGCCCUUCUGUCAGCAGGGAUCUUGGCUGCUGCAGCCUUUCCCCCUGCAGGGCUGAGCUCUUUGGCUGGCUUGCCACUUCCUUAGCAGAGGGGCUGUUGGCAGGGGCAACAUCUGAGCAGGUCAUGAAGCCUCAAGAGUCUGAGCUUGUCACUGAAAUCUCCAAGCUGCAAUGCAUGGUCUCGGAGCUGAAGACGGGGUUCACCAGCGCCCUGCAGGAGCUCAGCCAGAUCCAACACGGAGACACAGACCUGAGGGAGGAGCUGCAGGAGAACAGGAGGAGCUGCCAGAGGAAAGCUCUCCGCCUGGAGGUGCUGGUCGAGUCUCUGAGGGUGAGGGAAGAACUCGGAGACAUGCGGUGUCAGAUCCUGCAGCUGUACAGGAACCGGGAGACGCCUCGGCAGGAGGGAAAGAGCUGCACAUCUGUACACAGAGAAAGUGACCCAGCAGAAGCGGCCUGUGAGCGGCGGCCUGCUCUGUCCAGAGGGAAAGUUCUGCUGCACUGCUUCCUGCAGGGCCUCAAAGCCGGGCUGAGCGAAGGCACAGAUGCACGACAUCAGGUGGCGAUGCAACUUCUGCAUUCAGAGUGGGAGUACGUGUCAACCUUAAACCAGCUGUAUGAGAAAUACAAGACACCACAAGCCCACCAGAUGACCCUGGAGCCGUAUCAGACAUAUCUGAAGUUUGUGGAGCAGCUGUUACAGCGACAUCUGCUCUUCAGAAACACCCUGCAGGAGCGAUUAACUGCUGAACACUGGAAGUCUGUGGUUGGCGACAUCCUGGUGCAGCUUAUCGGACAAAACGAUGCAGCGUUUUCGGAUAUGUACCUCGGAUACACAACUACCCUGUCAUCCUUCCUCUCGAUGGAGUUCAACAGACUAAACCACUCUGAGAAAACGCAGACCGGCCAGAUGGACAAAGAGGAAAUGAGGCUGCUCUACCUGCUGUUGGCGCCGGUCUCUCGCAUCCACGGCUACCUGAGCCACAUUCAGAACUUGCUGCAGUGGACGGUUAAAGAGCAUCCUGAUUGCAGCCUCCUGCUGGGGACCGAGCGGGCGCUGAGGAGCAUUUUGUCCCGAUGUCAUGUGAUCCUGGAGGAAGACGUCCGGUGGGAGGAGGGAGAAGGAGGUGGACAAAGCAGCUGCUCUGAUGCUGUUGCUGGCGGUUCUUCUGCAAAGUGCUGCACAGGGAGCCCGCGGACCACAGAGUCUGCAGCUCAUGGAGACGUCAGUAAUGGAGUCCCCGGGGGUCACUCCAUGCGUCUGGAGUGCUGGUCCUGCAGCCCAGUGAGGAGGAAGGGCUGCGGAAGAGAGCUGACCCUCCUGGACCAGCCGGCCCGAGACUGCGGACACGCCUGCUGCUCCCUCCUCACCCCCGACGCCGCGGCGUGGGGCGACAACAGCGACUCGGGGCAGGGCACCUACAGCCAGCUCACGGGCCAGGCCCCCAACGGGCCGGAGGCCCCCCGGGCCCGCCGCGGCCCCGAGGACCGCGAGACGGACCAAGACGACACCUCGGCCUUCGACUACUCCUCCGUCACCUCCUGCAGCCCCGACGCCACCCUGCGCAGGGAGACGACGGGCAGCGACACCGGCGAGGACGAGGAGGAGGACAGCGAGGUGCCGGUGCUGCUGAGGCCCUCGUACGGCCAGCAGCAGCAGCCCAGGGAGAGGACGGUGUGUCUGCGCUGGCAGAUCCCCAGAUUAACGCCUCACCCUCCUCUGAGAAACGCCGCGGGGCCGCGCGCGGACGGGCCGGCGCCGUGCCUCGCCAGCGCCCGCGGGAAGAGGCUGGUCAAUGUCAGGACGGGGUCACCUCCUUUACAUCCCAAAAGUGCCUUCAGGCCCAUCUGGGAUGACCCCUCCAAACAGGCUGAUGCAGCUCCAGAGAAAGACAACAGACAAGGCUUCAUACCAAUUCAAACCCCAGUGAGGCAAAGACUCCCCAAUUUCAACCCCAGUAGAGAGAAUCGGAGACCGGGCCUGUCCCAGCACAGAGGAAACCAUGCAGCAGGACUGUGGGAGGACAGUGAGGACAGCGAGGGUCCCUGCAGCACCGUUUGACCCCCUGCGGAGACCAGAGGGCGAUCGACGGGAAAAAAACAAACUGUUGCAAACAAACGUUGAGGUUUCAAACAGGAGCCUGAAUUUAGAUCAAAAGGGAAAUUGUGUGUGUGUGUGUGUGUGUGUGUGUAUAUGAAUGCAGCCAUUUCUCCACUGAACUAACAUUGAGCUGAUGGAAUGGUAGUUGCAUAUGCAUACACAGAAAGCAAAUACUUCAUUUCACUUCAUAAUGGAGGGCAAACUACUUUCAAAACUUCUAAUCUUUUCAACUUGCCAACAAAAGCUUUUGCAAAAUGCAGAAUUUUCAGUAAAAUAGAAAAAAAAAACGAGUAGAGAAAUGAGUAGUUCAGUACAAAAUAAGACUGGGUGAUUUAUUAAUCUCAUGAAGACCAUUAAUACAAAGCAGUUAAAAGGCCACAUACCAUCAAAUAAACCGACUGCUGGAUCAAGCUGUUACAGUGCCACUGGAGGAAAACCAUUGUUUUAUUC